Molecule: messenger RNA, 1344 nt
Organism: Electrophorus electricus (electric eel)
Lineage: Eukaryota; Metazoa; Chordata; Actinopteri; Gymnotiformes; Gymnotidae
Gene: asb13a.1
Product: ankyrin repeat and SOCS box containing 13a, tandem duplicate 1
Biological process (GO): positive regulation of protein catabolic process; protein ubiquitination
Molecular function (GO): protein binding
Source: RefSeq, a predicted model, not a curated record
UACAUACUGCUCAACUUGAAUAUGUAUGGUUCAGAUCGAUUUUAAAACUAAUGGCAUAAAUAGAACAUACACCAUGCUGGAUUAUAUUAUAAUAGCCACGAUAGUGUGAAAUUUUUAAUACCAUUUUACAUCAUGUACUGUGGGUUUACUGAAAAUGUUAGGCAAUACGUAAGCAAAAAAAAUAAAAACACGCCUCCCAGAAUUCUCUGCCUGUACACGACAGUCCAUUUAAUAGCUCACAUGAAUCUUCUAAAAAUAAAUGAGUUCGUUUACACAAACAAAACUCUAUAUAUGGAUUAAUCUGUUGAUUGUUUAGUAAUGGGAUAAAGGCGAAAAUAAUGGAUAUAGCUGCUGCCCGAUCGACGACUUACGGAGAUCUCGGUUUUUGGGCCGACCGGACGUCGGUGCACGAGGCCGCGUCUUUAGGGCGAUCCCUGCAGCUCAAGCAGCUGAUCGAAGGGGGCGGGUCCGUAAAUAUAGUAACUGUGGACAACAUCACCCCGCUUCACGACGCCUGUAUGCAGGGUCAUCCGCAGUGUGUUCGCAUGCUUCUUGACGCCGGCGCUCAGGUGGAUGUACGGACCAUUCAUGGAAGUACCCCUCUCUGCCAUGCUUGUGCGUCAGGGAGUGUGGAGAGCGUAAGACUACUCCUGGACCACGGAGCGACAGUAAAUCCCUCCCUCACCGCCCUCACUGCCUCCCCACUCCAUGAGGCCUGCAUACGCGGUAACCCAGAAUGUGUGAAGUUGAUGAUAUCAAAGGGAGCACUGCUGGAGGCCUUCGAUAUUCACUUUGGGACGCCGUUGCACGCUGCCUGCGCUAAAGCACAUCUGGAUUGCGCUCUGCUGCUGCUGAACGCAGGUGCCAGGGUGAAUGCCAUAAAGUUCCAUGAGACCGCUCUCCACCAUGCCGCGAGAGUGGGGCGGACAGAGCUGAUCGAGCUUCUGGUGGAGUUUGGGGGAGAUAUUAAUGUUUCAGAUAACCUUGGACGCAGACCCAUAGAUUACACCACCCCAGGGUCCUCGGCUCACCUCUGCCUACAGUACUUUGAGAAUACUCCGCUGUCUCUGCAGCAGCUGAGCCGUAUAGCACUCAGGACUGUACUCGGCACCAGAGCACUGCAGGUUGUGACCAAACUGGACAUUUCACGACGCAUAAUCGAUUACCUCUGUUAUACGUGAUACAGUCCCUUUCUGGAUAAAGCAGAAGAGGAUUAUGAACUUGAAACUGUCACUGACAAAAACGCUAGACCAAACAGUUGGAAAUGAUUUAAGAAGAUGCCUAUGUGCAGCUGAUGCGUGUCUUAAAUAUGCUGAAAGAAAUAAAAAAAAAUAAUCGGCUGCA